This is a messenger RNA of Plectropomus leopardus (leopard coralgrouper), 2231 nucleotides long. RefSeq names its product mitogen-activated protein kinase kinase kinase 8 (gene map3k8). Gene Ontology annotation, biological process: protein phosphorylation. Gene Ontology annotation, molecular function: ATP binding; protein kinase activity. NCBI's taxonomy places the organism in Eukaryota, Metazoa, Chordata, Actinopteri, Perciformes, Serranidae. The record is from RefSeq and is a predicted model, not a curated record.
CUUUCAAGCAGUCAGUCACUGCUGGACGCUGGAGACAAACCAUGAGGACAAGAGAGUCGCGUUAAGCUCCUGACUCAAUGAUUACGGGUGAGCAGCACAAGACAAGCAUCAAAAUGGAUUAUAAAUAUGAUAAUGGAAUAGAACUGCUGUUGGCUCACAUGAAUAUAGAAGAUAUUAUCAACGCUGCAGAGACUCUGUAUCAGCUUGAGGAAGAGGAGGAAGGAGGCUCGUCAUUCGAGGAGGAAGGUCUCUCCCAAGAGGAUAUGGAUGAGAACGAAGAGGCUGGGGACUUAGUGAGGAGUCAGCAGAAGGACUAUGUGGACGGGGUUGGUGGUGUUCGAUAUGGAACAGCGACAGACCUCCUGGCCUUCGUCAACCUUCUCUCCAACAUGAAGGCAGAAGCUGUGCAGCACCUGCCUGAGGAGAUGGGCGUCCUGCUGAACAAGAAGGAAAUGACUGUAAAGAAAGGCCGCUACCAGAUCAACAUGGAUGUGCUCCUGUUUCCAUGGAAGCUGACCUACAAGAAUCAUGGCUCUGGCCUCGUGCCCAAGGGCUCAUUCGGGAAAGUCCACUUGGCUCAGGACACCACCACCAGGAAGAGAAUGGCUUGCAAACUGAUCCCCAUGGAGAACUUUAAAGCAGCGGACGUGGAGUUCCAGGCCCGGUUCCGCCAUGAAAACAUCGCUGAGCUGUACGGUGCUGUGCUCUGGGACCAGAGUGUCCACCUGUUCAUGGAGGCCGGGGAGGGCGGCUCUGUAUUGGAGAAGCUGGACAGCUGUGGUCCCAUGAGAGAGUUUGAGAUCAUCUGGGUGACCAAGCAAGUCCUGCGGGGCCUGGAGUACCUGCACUCGCACAACGUCAUCCACCACGACAUCAAACCCAGUAACAUUGUCCUGAUGUCAGACAAGGCUGUGUUGGUGGACUUUGGUCUGACGGUGCAGAUGACAGAGGAUACAUACAUUCCCAGAGACCUGAGAGGAACAGAGAUGUACAUGAGUCCUGAGGUGGUUCUGUGUCGAGGACAUAAUACCAAGACAGACAUCUACAGCCUGGGAACCACCAUCAUUCACAUGCAGACUGGGAGCCCUCCAUGGGUCCAGAGAUACCCACGCACUGCCUACCCAUCCUACCUCUACAUUAUCCACAAGCAGGCCCCGCCUUUGGAGGACAUAGCAGAGGACUGCAGCCCGACCAUGCGCUCCUUCCUGGAGCGAGCCCUGGAGAGGAACCCUGCUCUGCGGAGCUCAGCAUCCGAGCUGCUGAAGGAUGAGGCCAUCAACCCGCCCAGGGAGGAUCAGCCGCGCUGCUGGAGCCUUGACUCAGCCAUGGAGGAGGCCAACCACAUCAUACUACGGCAGCAGAGCCAGCAUCACGACACCACACAGGAUUCUUCUCUGUACUCUGAGGACUCUGGCCACAUGAGGAGGAAGGGCUCCUUGUACAUUGACCUGGGGGCCUUGUCAGGUUAUUGUAAACUGGUAACAGGCCCCCCCACCUCAGAAUAUGGCUAGCGACAGACCAAGGCUCUGCCUUUAUGUGGCUGAACUGAAUCAAAGCCAACUGAUCAUUUACUUUUAAGCCUUUUUUAAAAACAUAUGGCUUAACUGUUGAAGAUGAUGAAUACUUCAGACAGGUGGACAGCCCAUUGAUGAACUGCAAUUGCUUACAAGACUCAAUAUGACUUGUAAUGAAUGGAAUAGCUCAACCUUGAUGCUGAAAUUAGCUGAUGUGACGCAACAACACUGCAGGACAGUGCCUGAAAGAACUGUAUUGUGUAUUAUUAAAAAUUAACCGUCAGCUAUUGGUAUUACUUCUCAGAGCUCCCUAUGUUCUAUAUUUCAGUGUAGUAGUCAACACAGUAAUUAAAUGUAUGCUGAGUUUUUUCUCAUGAAAGAAUGUCCAAUGGUUGAAAAAGAAACUGUCACUAAAAAUAUGUAAGCUAUCUGUUAAAGUAUGUGUGCACUAUGCAAACAUGUAUAUGUAGUUCUUAAUGGACUUCCUCUUGUUAAUUCCUGUGGAAUAUUAAUAGCAUCAUGAUGCUAUGUAAAUGAGGCUUCUGUUGAAUGCAUAUGAUAUCUAUUUUGUGUUUUGUACAUCCUGUGAGAUGAGGCCUGCUAUGCUAUUUAGAGAAAAAAACAAUUGUGUUACAUCUGUUUUCCUUAGUACUAAGCAUAGAAAUUGCCCAAAGAUUGAAAAUGUGUCAUUAUGCAAUAAAUGCAAUAACAUGAUAA